Truncatella angustata is the source of this 2535-nucleotide messenger RNA. RefSeq lists its product as uncharacterized. The transcript has 4 exons. The coding region runs from base 415 to 2160 and encodes 581 amino acids. The record is from RefSeq and is a predicted model, not a curated record. Lineage: Eukaryota; Fungi; Ascomycota; Sordariomycetes; Amphisphaeriales; Sporocadaceae.
GGGUUUCGGAUAGCCGCCGCCACCUAGGCGAGGGCCGGCUGGGGGCCGGCUGGGGGCCAACACCAAUCAAGUUCCGGUUCAUUCUCUCCGGCAUGCGCAUGCUCACUCGUCCCAUUCCGUACGACUUAUCGCCAUGUCCGGCUUGAACAUGGACACAUCCAUGAGCGUGGAGCAGACAGCACUUAGCGCCGCCAUUUCGCUUAGACUGUCCGGGGUUCUUUGCAUCGUUCAUCCAAUUGGAGCUCAUGGGUUGACUUACACGAAGCGAACCCCGCGCGAAUUCAGAGCACAGCUGCUGUUGGCCUGCAAGCGCCUGGAACGCCUUGUGACGAAACUGACCUUCUCGCGAACCGUUUCUACACAUCCCAACGCGGAUUCACAACUAUACCUCCAACAUACUCCCGCGCGCCCAACAUGAUGAACUGCGGAGUCUUCAAAGCUCGUCGUUCUCAAACGAAAUUAUCGAAAAGCCUACAACAACAGCUGCUCGCUGCUCUCGCCAAGACAGAGGUCGAAUCGCGCUCGAAGGGAAUACAACAACCUCCAGUGACGGGAGAUCAGUAUCGUAACGCGCCAGUGCAACCCUCCAAGAGGCCAUUUAAUGCAACUUCUGUCACUGAUUCGUUGCCCGCGAAGAGGCCGCGAUUGACAUCCAUAGACGCACCACCGUUUACAGUUGAGGACACUGGGGAAGAGCAAGAAGACCAAGGAACACAGAACAUAUCACAGACGAUCUUACAACAGCCAACGCCAGAGCGCCCGAAGCACCGGUACGCCUCGUUUCUCGAAAAUUUCGCUGGCUCAGCCUGCUCGGAUCAGCCCGAUUGUGCCGCCGACCUUGUCUUCGAGUGGCUUGAAACCGUCGGACGAGAGCGAGAAGCUCGUUGCCGUUCAGACAGCUACAUCAGCACCUCAAUUCCCAGGCAGCCUACACGAUCUGUGCAAGAAAUGAGCCAUUCACGAUAUCAGGAUGGAUUUGUCGUGCCCCCCACGCCUGCUUCGACUGGAUCCUUAUCGGUUGAUGGAAUACAGUCCGACUUUACCGCUGCCACACCAGGUUCAGGCCGGUCGUCUGGAAGGAGUCUUGUGGAGGAUCCAUUGUACCGGGAUAUCAAUCUGGCUGCGAAUAAUAUUUAUUUACGUCACUCGUGCGAUCCUCUUCCCGAAAAUAUAGCCGACUUGGUUGCCCGCGUACAUCGAGCUCGGGACUCACCCGGCCCAUCCUCAGACGAUCUCAAGCACAACCGGGAUCUCUAUGAUCUUUCAAUGGGUACAUCAGAGCCUGAAGUGGAGAAGUACUUCCACACGCAUGUUUUCCCCGAUCCGAAGUCAUUCGAAACCCUGAAGCGCAGCGACAGACAACCGAUGGCCAAGCACACAGUUCCUAAUACUGGAUCCAAGUAUAAGGUCAGCACUCCAGUACCGGACACGCUCUACGGAUACAAUCGCCAGAACGCCUUUCCUCAGCAGCAAGGUCAGCUCUUAUCCAUGGGAAGCGAGAUGGUAGCCAAUAACCAGGGACUGAUAUAUCCAUUCUUUGCUAUUGAGUUCAAGGGUGAUGGCCCCUCUGGGUCUGGCAGCUUGUGGGUGGCGACCAACCAAUGUCUAGGUGCAUCAGCUUCGUGUUUGAAAAUCGCUCAACGCCUCAAUCACCUACUGAGAGAUUGUCAAGGCGGCAGCGUACAGUCGAUUGGCAAUGCUGCAUUCGGAAUCGCUAUGAGCGGAACAGAGGCGCGACUUUAUGUGUCCUGGAUACAAAAUGAGCUCGACUUCCAUAUGGCAAAUGUCGAUAGCUUCUUGCUCCAGAAACCCAACGAUUAUAUAGAGUUCCGCAAAUAUGUUCGGAAUAUCAUUGACUGGGGUGGUGAUGAGCGGCUGAAAGAAAUUCAGGAGUCUUUAGACUUUCUUUUGGAGAAGAGCAGAAAGGAGGCUUCGGCUGCUGCGAGAUCUCGCCCACCACCAUCCACUGGCUCUAACAGUACGAAGAAGCGUAAGUCCUCGACAACGCCGAGCGUGAUCAGCAGCAGAUCCACCAACAUACAAGAACGAGGCGUCGGUCAAGAGAUACAAUACUGGGAAUUGGAUCCGACGUCUGAGAGAUGGUUUCACAGACACGCCAACGGGACGGUAACUUGGGCAGAAGGGAACGGGCGGUCGUGAGUCACAGCCUGUGUAGGAUGGUGCAGAUCACGGAAAUAGUACCAGUCUGUGAUUCAUUUCAUGCCAAAUCUUUUGAAAAGUAAGACCUGUAUAUGGUAUAUAGUGAGGGCAACUUCAAAGCUGGAAAGAUUCAAGUCUCCAUAGGGUGUGUAUCAAUCCUGAUCAAGAACAUGGCCGAAGUACGUUCCAAGAGUACAUAAGCCAAAUGCGUUCCAGAUUCUCCGAGCACUAAAUCGACCUCCCACGACUGAUUGUCUGUGCCUGGUUAUCUAGGCUGGAGUAAUCAGGCAAGGCGGUGUUUUUCUCCUCGUAGGACACGGCUGCACCGAGAGCGGAGCCUUUCGGUGCCUAUCAGUCAUUUUAUUCAAAUCGUGU